Anguilla rostrata (American eel) is the source of this 4779-nucleotide messenger RNA. Its product is annotated as POU domain, class 6, transcription factor 1-like. Gene Ontology annotation, molecular function: RNA polymerase II cis-regulatory region sequence-specific DNA binding; DNA-binding transcription factor activity, RNA polymerase II-specific. The transcript has 12 exons. The record is from RefSeq and is a predicted model, not a curated record. Gene Ontology annotation, biological process: regulation of transcription by RNA polymerase II. The coding region runs from base 397 to 2478 and encodes 693 amino acids. NCBI's taxonomy places the organism in Eukaryota, Metazoa, Chordata, Actinopteri, Anguilliformes, Anguillidae.
CCACGAUUUGUCUUGCAUAAAUUAUGUUCAUGACGUAGUGUAAAGGCCAAUUUUAUAUGAAAUUGGACGGACUUUUCCACGGAAACCGGCGUUUUAGUGCAUAGUUCACGGUAUUUAGAGUUCGCCUGAAUAGUGGGUAACUGAAUUGGCGUUAUUAAAUAUUAAGAAGAGUAGGUUUAAAACGCUGCCCUCGUUAUCAAUGCAAAUACCUCUUUUGUGUUUUGUCGUAGCGAGUCCGGACUGCAAGCUGUGAGAUGAAUGUUUAAUUUUUCGUCUCUCCACGAACAUUGACAGAAAAGGGGAAGUAAAACCUAUAAAACUGACAAGUCCUCGUAUGUUGGAGUAGGAUCUGGGUGUUGCCGGUGGCCAUGGACCAAGAGGGGCUCUCGUCCGGUGAUGCUCCCCUCACCGUCAAUGAACAGGAGAUGUUUUUUUCAGCCAUUAGAUUCCUGCCCUUUGAAAUUCCCUACCAGAGAUGAGCAGGUGAUUGUGAUGCCUGGCCAGGAGACAAUCCGUGUGCUGGAGGUGGAGGUGGACGCAUCCCUUCCCGCUUUGGGUUCCAUUGGGAACCCUGAGCCGCAGGGUGAAGACAGCCCCCGAGCAGAGCCUGCUGAAGGGAGCGAUCAGGACACGAACCCAACAAACCCAAGUAGCACCAGGAUUGCAGAAGCGGCUGUGGAGGUGCUGGCCCCAGUGGUGCAGAUGGUGGCCUCUUCAGCCCCAAACAGCAUGGCCCUGUCCCAAUCCCAAUCACCAGUGCCCAUUACAGUGCAGGCCAGCCCACAGAUUCUGACGCCGGAAGCCCUGACGGCGCUGAUUUCGGGGCUGGUGGCCCCGCCCGGGUCCGUGGGACAGCCGCUCCUCAUCCCCCUCAGCGUGGCGGGGUCCGUCGGCGGCCAGGGGGGGCUGGCUGUGUUCACCUUCCCGACGGCCUCCGUCGCCGCCCUCUCGGGCCUCACCGCGGCGACCCCGCCGGGGAGCGUCCUGAAGCUGCCCUUCGGGGGCCUGCAGGCUGCUACUCUGCUGAACACAGUCCAGCCCCAGCUCCACACAGCUGCGCAGACGGUUGUCCAGCCCCAGCUCCACACAGCUGCGCAGACGGUUUUCCAGCCUCAGCUCCACACAGCUGCGCAGACUAUCCUACAGCCGCAGAUGGUGCAGACGGCUGCGCAGACUGUCCUACAGCCGCAGAUGGUGCAGACGGCUGCGCAGACUAUCCUACAGCCGCAGAUGGUGCAGACGGCUGCGCAGACUGUCCUACAGCCACAAGUGGUGCAGACGGCUGCACAGACUGUCCUACAGCCGCAGAUGGUGCAGGCGGCUGUGCAGACUGUCCUACAGCCGCAGAUGGUACAGACGGCUGCGCAGACACCAGCUGCCUCGGCUGCUUCAGCUGUAGACAGGGCCCCGGAACCGAAUUCAUCUGUGGCAACGCUGCAGACAGCAGGGCUGUCCUUCAACCCUGCCAUUUUCAGCGUGGCGCCUCUGGGGGAGCAGCCCCAGUUCAUCAGCUCGCUGACGACCACGCCCAUCUUCACCAGCACCGUCUCCGGGGUGGCGGGGCUGGCCAGCCAGAUCAUCACUAACGCGCAGGGCCAGGUGAUCGGCGCUUUUCCCCUUCUGGUGAACCCCCUCUCCCUGACGGGCGGCCCGGCUGCCGCGCCCACCCCGCCCGCCCAGGGUCUGCAGGUCCAAAAUGUCACCCCCCAGCUGGUCCUGAAUGCCCAGGGUCAGAUAAUCAGCAUCGGUAACGGAGUGGCCACCACGAUGGCCUCUGCCUUCCCCAAGCCCACCGUGCCAGCAGCACCUGCUAAGUCCCACGCUCAGGGUCCGGGGGUGGCGGUGACCCAGUCCGCCGUGGUCAUUGCCCCUCAGCCCUCUGCUGUGAAGACGGUCUCGUGCCUGUCCUCCCCUGUCUCUCUCAACCUGGUGGACUCUCCCACUGUGGGCCAGCUUGUCAGCAAACCCCACCAUGCAGCCACUGAAGAGGAUGGUAUUAACCUAGAGGAAAUACGAGAAUUUGCCAAGGGAUUCAAGAUCCGCAGGCUUUCCCUGGGACUGACACAGACACAAGUAGGCCAGGCGCUCACUGCCACACAGGGUCCCGCUUACAGCCAGUCUGCCAUCUGCAGGUUCGAGAAGCUGGACAUCACGCCCAAGAGCGCGCAGAAGCUGAAGCCGGUCCUGGAGAGGUGGCUGGUGGAGGCGGAGCUGUGGAACCAGAAGGGACAGCAGAACCUGAUGGAGUUCGUGGGCGGGGAGCCGUCCAAAAAGCGCAAGAGGCGCACCAGCUUCACCCCGCAGGCCAUCGAGGCACUCAACGCCUGCUUCGAGAAGAACGCCCUGCCCACGGGUCAGGAGAUCACCGAGAUCGCCAAGGAGCUCAGCUACGACCGCGAGGUGGUCCGCGUCUGGUUCUGCAACCGGCGCCAGACGCUGAAGAACACCAGCAAGCUGAACGUCUUUACGGUGCAGUGAUCGGACCCGGUUCGAGUACUUAUUUUUAAAUACUCUGAGCCUUUUGACACUGUUAAAGUUCUUGCACAUUUCUGCAAAUUUUAAAGGAAACGUCUGUCUUCAGUUAAAAAUAUUCUACUUUCAUAUGAUUGGACAUUUUGUUAAGACACAUGUACCAUUGGAAAUUCUUGGGCAUCUGCAAGUGUUUUGUCACAUUAUAUAGGCAUCUAGUUGAUUUUGUUCAUGAGGCUGGUUAAAUGAAGGAGUUGUGCAGUCAGUCCUCUGUAGUAAAGUAACUGUAAACACCAGGGAGUGGAACUGCUUUAGCCCUUUCUGCUCUAGGUUUGUUUGACAUUUUCAAAUGCUGUUCUGUCUCUAGUAAUUAUCCCUCCCUUAAUGGAUCAUGGGACUGUGAACCUCCAGUAAACACUUCUGAUUCCAGUUGCACAGUGUGUACAUCACAUUGGACAAUCACACGUUAAAGAUGUAUUCGGUGUAAGGUGUGGUCUGCUGCAAGGCCUGGUGUUCCACAGGGAAGUUGUUGAUUAAAUAGCCAUUUUAAUCAUCCAUAUAAAUUAUCCAUGCUGAUCAAGGGUCCAUUAAAUAUUAGCAAAUAAGGCCUGGAGAAGAUGUCAUAAUCUCCAUGCGUUCUACAUCUUCAUGUAGAAAAAUGCUGAAUGUGCUGGCUGACAUGCAUCCUCCAAAGCUGCUCAAAGUAUAGUAUUCUGGGGGAGAAAGAAAAUCUGAGGCAUGGUCCCAUAUAUUUAGCGCCCACUGUCACAGUGACAGAACUGGUUUCUCCUCUUUUGUGGUGGCUUGAGUAGAGUGAAUGAAGCAAUACAGACUGGUUGCCAGUGUACUGUGUAAAUGUCCUACAGAAUCGUGCCAAUGAAGACACGACUUCAAAGGAUUAAGGGGGUGUGACAUUGUAAACAUUGUGUACAAGAUAUACUUGUAGCUUUUCCCUUUAAAUUAAUUGUGUGAAAGGACUUCUUGAAAAAAGCAAUUAUUGAGUUAUUUUCAUUUUUGCAUGCUCGUUUACUAAUUCUGUGUCCUCUAGGUUCUCCUUUGACCCAAAAUAGGUUUUGGCCAUGGGGACACAAGAAUUAGGAAUGGCAAAAAAUAUGUUGUUUAGGUUCAGGAGCAGGUGUAAAAAAGAGGUGUUUAAAUGUCUGCUCACCCGUCUUUCCUCACAUAAGUCAGCUUGCUCAUCACACCCUGGCUCUCACUCAUUGGUUGAAAAGAUUGUUACUGGUGGCUGCGAUAUCAUAAGGAGGUAUCACAAAGUGUUAUUGUUCUCACUUAUGUAUGUCCUGUAAGGGCUUAUGGAUCAAUGUUUUAAUUAGUACUUUGCAGUUUGUUGUGUCGGAAGCGUGUGAAUCAUGGGCGUGUCUUUCCUUUAAGCUGCAUAAUUUCCUGCUGGGUGUUCUGCGUGAAGAAUGGUGGACAUUUAUAUAACGAUAAGUGUUUGAUUUCUGCUUUUGUCAUGCCAGAGUCUGGGCCCACUGUCGCUGUUGCUGGAUUACAGCUUUAGCUCAGAAGCGCUGAUGAUCAAUGGGGAGACAGACCGUGGCAGUAUAGUUAUUAUAUAAUUGAAUAGCAUGCAAGGUUCAGCCUCCCCUGGCCACCUCCUUCAUUACCACCAGGCCCAGACUUUAAUGCCAGACAUCUUCCCACUAAAAUUUAGUGCUGAGAUUAUAUAGAUAGUGAAGAAUUUGGUCCCUGUAUGCAAUUAUAUUUUUAAUGUAUGAAUAUCUCUGAGACAUUUAGAAACUUUGUUAAGCCAGAAAUUAAAAGGGAAGGUUAGAUUAAGUAGCUUUUUAGAUGACCCUACUGAUUUCAUUUAAUGUGUAAAUGUCAUUUUCACUAGCUCUGCACAGUUCCACAUUGCUGGCAUACAUUUCUAUUAUGUAUUUUAAACAGCAAUUAACAGUUGGAUAUAAAACACAUAAUGUUUUUUUUUUUUUCCAAGAAUAUAUGUUGUGUAUUUCACAGCUAAUUCAAUAUUAAAGAUGCAAUGCGUUAAGGAAACGCCCAAACACAUUUUUAUGAAAAUGCAUUCUUUUUUGACAGACGAUUCUAUUGUAAAGAAAAAAAAAUGUUUGCAGUAUGUUAUUAGUUGACAGUGGGGAGGUUUAUGUAUAAAUGCUGUAUUUAUUACAUUGUUUCAUUUUAACUGAGGUUCCAGCGGCUUAUUGUGUCUCAUAAAUGUCAGCUGAUGAAAUGAAUGACAAGCCAAAAUGAGAAGGGAACUGAUUUUCAGUGAGGUAAUAUUUGUUGGAGGCCCAUCUCUGUUAAUAAAACAUCAGAAGUUAAAAUUGA